AUGAAGGUAAUUAUAAAAGGAUUAGUUUUGCUGGUAAUUACCACUCAAUCAUUGAUGCAGUCUUGGACUUUCAACAUAUUCGAUAGCAAUAACAAUAAAUUUAACUUACCUACGAGCUUUGAAGCAAGCUUCAAGAUUUAUCAGCUAAUAGGCAGCUCCUUGAGUACUAAUCCAGUGAAAGCCUAUGUCUUCAGAUAGAGUAUAGAUCUAAAUAAAGAGUACUUUUAAGAGAGUGUAGACGUAGCUGGUGUUCUAGAGAUAAAGAAGUAUGAGAAUCUAGACUACUCGACAGGAGACAGCACCACAUAUAUGGUUAAAAAUAAUAAAUGUCAUUCAGCAAAUAUUGAAAUGGAUAAAACCUUAACUGAAUAAAUAACUACAUUAAAUGAUCCAUUUGGUGAUGCAUUAGUAGACUAUGUUGGCCAAGCUACACCUAGUUGGGAUACUGUUAGCACUGGAAAUUAAUUCUAUAGAUUUAAGUACACCGAUGUUUAUGGAAACAACGCCUACAGAUUCUAUGAUAAGGACACAGGUUUGCUAAAGUAUCAUCAAUAUUCAUUUGAAGGGACUGAUUUUGUUACUGAUUAUGAGACUAUUGAAGAAAAAACCUUCAUUGCUAGUGAAUUAGAUAUAAGCUCUUGCCCUGCUAGAAUAUGA
This is a messenger RNA of Stylonychia lemnae, 657 nucleotides long. The record is from the annotation of a GenBank genome assembly. NCBI's taxonomy places the organism in Eukaryota, Ciliophora, Spirotrichea, Sporadotrichida, Oxytrichidae.